AUGAAAAUUAAGGAGAAGGGGGAGGGAUAUUUUCAGCUUCUAACAAAAUUUUAUCCACUUCAAUUUCAGCUCCACUAUGUUAAGAUUGGAAGUUGGUUUGCAAUUGUCCCAAUGGUGCUCAAUUUCAUUGGGAUUGGAGCUACAGUAGGUGUUAUCGUGACACUGGCCCUCUACUCCGAGACACCAAUCGUGCGUGCAGCAGGACGGGAGCUGACCUACCUCCUCCUUUCGGGCUGUCUACUCUGCUAUUUCUCCUCUUUGCUGUUAUUAGUUCCACCAAACCCAGCGGCCUGUGCCAUUCAACGGGUCGGUAUUGGUUUGGGCUUCGCUAUUAUGUACGCGUCUCUUUUGACUAAAACCAAUCGAUUGGCACGAAUCUUCGAUGCCGCCAAACGCACAACAAAGCGACCGGCCUUCAUCUCACCGCGAUCUCAACUCGCUAUUGCCGGGGGACUGAUAGGUCUUCAAUUUGCUCUUUCCGCAAUUUGGUUGGGAUUUGAUCCUCCCUCAACCCGUAUUGACCCCCUAGAAGCCAAUUAUCUUGUCCUUCGGUGUGCCAUCAAAGAUCAGAGUAUGGUCACAUCCCUAGCCUACAUCAUGUUGCUUAUCGUGGUGUGCACAAUCUAUGCCAUUAAGACGCGGUCGAUUCCGGAGAACUUCAAUGAAUCGAGGUUUAUUGGUUUCGCUAUGUACACCACUUGCAUUAUUUGGCUAGCGUUUGUACCCAUUUACUUUGCAACAAUGAAAAAUUUUGAAGUGAGUCGUCAACUCCUUGAUUUUGUGUAA
This is a messenger RNA of Rodentolepis nana, 786 nucleotides long. NCBI's taxonomy places the organism in Eukaryota, Metazoa, Platyhelminthes, Cestoda, Cyclophyllidea, Hymenolepididae. The record is from the annotation of a GenBank genome assembly.